CUUACGUACAUGUUUUAUUGAUCAGCCGCUGAAGGAUAUACCAGUUUAAUAAUCUUUUAGAUUUCUCUCUCUCUGCCUCCCAGUCUCAGGCAGAUGUUUUGUGAUGUAUAGUUUCCAUCGAAAUAUAAACUGUAUUUCAUCGAAGUGUCCAUCGAAAGAUAGACACACAAUUGGUAGGAGCAUAUUUUUUUUGCUUUAUACCGAAGGCUUUUAUUUUGCAAUUUGUCACAUACCUUGACAAAUUCACUUGUACAACUGGCAAGAGUAAAAAAGAGAUAGAAAAUUAUGAUUCGUGAAAAUCCGCUUAAUCGCAUGGCGAAAUUUAUGCUCACUUUAAACGGCGUUUGGCCAGGCGCAUCGACUGCUUUAUUCUGGAGAAUGGUUUUCAUAGUUUCAAUACCAUUUGCUCAAUACUGUCAUUACCGUUAUCUUAAGGCGCAUAUGCAUUCUAUUACAAUUGGAGACUUCAUAGACUGCCUGUCCAGUUUUAUAGCACAUUGCAAGGUGCUUUUUAAGUGCCUUGUGUUUUGGUUAAAUCAACGAAAAUUCAUCGAAGUCUUGGAAGUGAUGCGAGAGGAUUGGAGUGAUUGUGCUAAUAACGAUAUCUGCAUGCGCGAGACAGUGAGGAAAGCAAAAGUAUCGGAACGUGUUACAAAAGUGAUGAUGAUCCUUCACACGACAACGAUUGUUACAUAUUCCAUCGGUACCAUCCUGGCCGAUAUCGAUGUCACCAAUAACACGACGGAAUUACUUUUCUACACUAAGGUUGAAUUUCCCUUCGACGUAAACACGCAACGCACAUAUAGAUUUAUUUUAGCGAUAGAUUUCUUCUUUUUGCUCAUGUGUUCCUGGUGUGCUGGUAUAAUGAAUACUUUGUUAUUAAUUCUGACCAUACAUGUAGCUGGCCAAAUCAAUAUUGUGCGUCACUGGUUAAUGCAGCUUGCAUCCCCCGAAAAUAAAAGCAAAAAUGUAUCAAUCGCAACAACUAAAAUUAUUCAAAAGCAUCAAAAGAUUAUACGUUUUACGGAAAAUAUCGAAAGCCUUUAUACAUACAUUGCACUGAUGCUAUUUGUGUCAAAUAUGAUAAUGAUCUGUUUGUUAGCUUUCGUUGUCGUAACGGCAAUUGGCAGCCCUAAUGCGACAGAGGUAAUAAUGAGAUCACUUUUAUUUUACAUUAUCACAAACUUCGAAGCAUAUAUAUUCUGCUACGCUGGAGAAUAUUUGAAAAAUAAGAGCAAAGAAAUUGGUUUUGCGGCGUAUAGUUGUUCAUGGUAUAAUAUGAAAUGUGAGAAAACUCGUACUCUGUCAUUUGUCAUAUUAAGAUCGCAAAAGCAAUUAACAUUUACAAUUGGAAAAAUGAUGGAUCUAUCCAUGCAAUCUUUUACUAGUAUUAUGAAUACAUCGGGAUCAUAUCUGUCGGUAUUAUUAGCAAUGCAGUAAACGUUACUUACAUAACACAUGGAUUUUUAGUAGCAGUCAAAAAUCGUUAUAGGCUUUUCAUACAUCAGUAGUUCUAGAAAUUCAUUGUAAUACAUUUCUCCAAGUAUAAAUAUGGGACAUUAGUCUACAAAUCUAGCUUUUUCUAACAUUACAACAUAUUGUAAUGUAAUAUCGAAUUUCACAUGAGUAUUAUAUAUAACGUAGUAUGUAAAUAAUAAAAUAAAUAAAACAAUUUCAAA
Solenopsis invicta (red fire ant) is the source of this 1679-nucleotide messenger RNA. Its product is annotated as odorant receptor 4. Lineage: Eukaryota; Metazoa; Arthropoda; Insecta; Hymenoptera; Formicidae. Gene Ontology annotation, molecular function: odorant binding; olfactory receptor activity. The transcript has 6 exons. Gene Ontology annotation, biological process: sensory perception of smell; detection of chemical stimulus involved in sensory perception of smell. Gene Ontology annotation, cellular component: plasma membrane. The coding region runs from base 286 to 1440 and encodes 384 amino acids. The record is from RefSeq and is a predicted model, not a curated record.